Messenger RNA from Closterium sp. NIES-67, 3265 nucleotides. The record is from the annotation of a GenBank genome assembly. NCBI's taxonomy places the organism in Eukaryota, Viridiplantae, Streptophyta, Zygnematophyceae, Desmidiales, Closteriaceae.
CUCUGCUUGGCUAGGUGUUUCUCCUCUUGGCUGUGCGAAUGUCCCUCUGCUUCAUUACACGUCUCUCCGCUCCUUAGGAUCUCUUGCCGUGCACUACCCCAUGGUUCAGUUUAUCUCGCAAACAUAAUCCAUAGUCGAGCUCUGUAAUGUUGCAAUAGUAAUCCACGGUCCAGUUUGAAGGCGCCGCGAGGUAAUAUACGUUCGAUAUCCAUCCAUGGCGCCGAAGCGAGAGCGCGUUAGCCGUUCAGGCGAGCCGGCGAGGCGAGUGACCCGGUCGUCGAGCUUGCAGGAGGAGGGGGAGCACGAGGACGCGCGGGACGCGCAGGACGCGCAGGACGCGCGGGAGGUAGAAGAGGUAGAGGAGAUAGAAGAAGUGGGAGGUGAGGUAGGACGACGCACGCGAAGGAGCGGAGAGGCAGACGGAGCAGAAACGAACGGCUCCGAUGGUAGUAGGACGCGUCAGAGCAAGCGGCUUAGGAUGGGAGGCGCAAGUGGCGGCGGUAUACCCGCGUCGCAGCCGCCUGUUGACGUGGUGAAGCGAGAGCGAGCCGCGGGUGCGGUGAAGCGGGAAGUUGACGUGGCCAGACGCCAGGCUGAGGUGGUGAAACGGGAGGCUGACGUGGUGAAGCGGGAAAAGAUCGCUCGCGCCGCUCGUCUUAAUAAGGGCAAAGAGAAAGUCGUUGAGAGUGAUGGCGGUUACGACGCUAGGGAUUACCAUGCCGAGGCUGGCGGUUACGCUCGGGAUUCGCAGGCUGCCGGACCUAGCACGCAGCCUCGCGCUCGGGGGCGUGCCGAGCCUGGGGAAGAUGCGGAGGUUCCAGUGACGCCGUCUGGCAUGGGGGAGGGUCGGGACGGACCUGGAGGCACGCCCACGCAGACAAUGCCGACACGCCGCGAGGCGACAACGGCGAUAGUGCUGACUACUCCGCGAGCCAUGCCACGAGGCGUCGACGGGUUCCAGCCUGGCAACAUCCUAAUGGUGCAGGUCCGCCACUUCAUGACCUACGCAUCCAUCUCAGCGCGCCCCUCGCCCCGCCUGAACCUCAUAGUGGGCCCCAAUGGGUCGGGCAAGAGCUCGCUUGUGUGCGCCAUUGGGCUCGGGCUGGGCGGCGAACCCAAGAUGCUGGGCAGGGCGGCGCACGUGGGCGAGUUUGUGCAGCGGGGGGAGUGCAGUGCGGAGAUCAACAUAAAUCUGCGGGGAGAUGCGGCGGGGGAGGAGGUGCAGGUCACGAGGCGAAUCAGCAGCGAGAACCGCACCGAGUGGUUUCUCAACGGGCGGGGUGCGCGGCGGGAGCAGGUGCUGGAGUGCAUGAAGCACUUCAACAUCCAGAUCUCCAACCUCACUCAGUUCCUUCCCCAGGACCGUGUGUGUGCGUUCGCGGGCAUGUCGCCGAUCCAGCUGCUAGAGGAGACACAGAGGGCCGUGGGCGACCCCCAGCUGUCCCAGCAGCACACCUUUCUCAAGGACCAGCAGGACGUGGUGGUGAACCUGGAUGCGACAUUGAAGUCCCAUGAGGAGCAGCUGAGCAAGCUGCAGAAGGAGAAUGCAGAGGUGGAGCAGGAUGUGGAGAAGGUGCAGCGGAGGGAGGCCAUUUUGAAAGAGGUGGCGCUGAUGAAGAAGAAGGCCCCGUGGCUCAAGUACGAGCGGGUGAAGGCGAGAGUGAGGGAGAUGGAGGGGGAGGUGCAGGCGAGGCACAGGGAGAGGGACGCGCUGCAGACGCAGGUCAUGGCAGCCAAGGACCCUCUCGUAGUGCUGAAGGAGAGCCGGGCGGGGUUUUCAUCUCUGGUGGCGAAGAUAGGGAAGGAGAACGAGGCGCGGGAGAGGAAGCUGCGGGAUUUAUCAGAGGAGAGCGACCACCUGGUGCAACAAGCGGUGGAGCGGGAGAGGGACAUAGUGGAGACGAGGCGCAAGGCCGUGACCAGAGAGCAGCGGCUGGCGAAGGCGCAGCAGGAGCUGCAGCAGCUGCAGGCGCAGCUGACCGGCCUGCCUGAAGUGAAACCGCCCAAGGCGGAGGUGGAUCCGUUGUCGAAGCGGGGGAGGGAGCUGCGGAUGCAGGCGGGGGAAAAGGAGAGGGAGGCGCGGCAGGUGGAGCAGCAGCUGAGCGCGCUGAGGGAGCAGCUGCAGCGCGUGGAGAAGCGCAUUCACGAUGUGACCAACAGCCGCCACCGGCGCAUACAGAGGGCGGGCGACCGGGAGCUGAUGCAAGCGUGCGAGUGGCUGGACCACAACCGCGCGCAGUGCAAGGGCGCUGUGUAUGGGCCCAUUCUGGCUGAGGUGAACGUGAUUGACCCCGCCGCCCAUGCAGCCUUCCUGGAGCAACACGUGGCGGGGUGGGUGUGGAAGGCCUUCGUGACCACAGUCUCGGAGGACCGGGAUCUGCUUGUGCGCCACUUAAAGCCCCUGGGCAUGGCAGUGGUUAAUGAGAGCAGCCGACCGGAGGAGCUGGGACCACCUGCACAUGCCAUGGCAGUGGAUGCACAUCUGCAGCGCCUGGGUGUGACGCACCGCCUGGACGAGGUGUUCAACGCGGCGCCCGUGGUGCGCAGCGUGCUCAACCAGCAGUCGCAGCUCUUCCGAUCCUUUAUCGGGUCACGCGACGCUGACCGCCAUGCGGAGGACAUACAGGGCCGGGGCGUGGAGGACCUGUGGACGCCCGACAGCCACUACCGCUGGCAGCGGUCACGCUACAACGGGUCUGUGUCCGCCAGCAUGCACGGCGUGCGCGCCUCCCGCUUCUUCGCUGAAGAUUCGGGGCUGCAGGAGGAGGAGCAGCUGCAUGCGGAGAAGGAGAGGGUGGAGGCGAGGGGCAGGGAGGUGCAGGAGCGCAUGCAGGCGGUCAAGAGGGAGCAGCGGGCGCUUGAAAACGAGGCCUCACAGUGCGAGAGACAGCGGGAGGAGAUUGUGAAUCGGUACAUGGGCCAGAAGAAGCAGCGAGAGGACGUCCAGAGCCGCAUUCUCCAGAAGCGCGAGCUGGUGGCGUCUCUGGGGCGCAGCGAGGACAUGGAGGAGAUGGAGAGGCGGGCGAGGGCCGACAUUGCAAACAUCAUGGACAGGCAGCUGGCCAACGCCAAGAAGACGCAUAAGCACCUGCUCGGCCUGUGGCAGGAGAAGCGCCGUCUCUCCUCCCUGCAACUCGCAGUAGACGAGCUCACCUUCCUGGUGCGGGAGCGAGAGAGCGAGUUCAAGGACCUGGACGAGCAGCUGCUGAGGCUGCAGCAGGAGGUCAUGCGGGAGGAGGAUCGUCUGCAGGCAUCGAAGCAGGAG